UCACAUGGGUAAGAUACCUCCGUGCCCCGUGACUUGACAGAACGAAAACAAAACCUGCUUGGCUCUUGCUUGGUUCCAGAUUUUUACGGAUUUGAGCUGGAGUUUCCAGAAAUACGGCCAAGUCAACGUUUCCUCUGGUUUUACAACGUAGCUUUGGACAUUUAUCGUGCAAGCUUGAGUCGACUGAGUUAGCGGGAGCUCCUGGUUUACUGAUCUUCCGUGCAGACAGAGCUAGCCUUCAGAAGUGUAAAAGUGGCUCCCUUCUCUGAGGAAAACGUGGAAGACGCAAGUCACGAAUUCUACCUGCGCUUCCUGCUCGCGGCAGCGCCUGGGACGACUCCUGGGCUACAACAGGAGCCAGUGAGCUCUACAAGCAGCCAGCCCAACGCACUGUACAGGCUGGCUCCGGCAGUCCAGGCAGGCUGUCAUGUGAUUGGUCAGGACAGUGCCACAGCAACAACACAGACAGGCCCUGACCAGCCUCCUCCAAAUGCAAGCAUGCCUCAGCCAAGCAUCAGCAGCAUGGAGGCUUCCUACGCCGACCCUUUCAGCGAGUGCGGCAUGUCAUUCAGUCCCGUGGACCAGACGCUCCACCCGGAACUGUACGCCAGCAGCCCGCCGUGCGCCAUGUACGACGCUGACGAGCAGCCAUGUUGGGAGAUGAGUCUGAAGGACAAGCUGGACUACAGUAUCGGGAAGAACCGCUGGGGCUGUGACGACCUGAUGUCCUCCACAGGCACCGUGGACAGCGACUUGCUGUCGUCCUUCAAGUGUGAAAAGUCAGACGGACUCUGGGGCAGCCACGAGUCGGACUUCUUCGGAAUCGACGACACGUCCAGCCCGUACCAGGACAAGAUCGACAUCUCUCACACGCCCACGCUGGCAGAGCUGAACUCGGAGGACUCCCAGUCCAUCUUCGAAUCCUUGAUCCACCCCGAUCUCCAGGAAUUCCUGGGCCAAACAAGUGUGAAGCGCGAAAAGAAGCCAUCUCCGAGCCUGACUGCUGUUGCAAGUCUCCCCUCCACCUUGCAGACCACACCGGCUGUGAAGCAGUCCACCACAACCAGAGUGGCGAACAAUGUGGAUCAGGACUUUGCAGGCACCUUUCAGGUGCAGUACCACGCCAGUGCACCAGGGGUCCCCCCUGCCCCCACCACUCAUACCAUUUCCAGACCACAGACCCUGCCGUGCGAGGCUGACAUGCAGCCCUGCAUGCCGGACCAAACAAAUUGUUCCCAGCUCCAGCAGUUGCUGGUCAAGCCAAGUAUCCCCACCCGCGUGCAGGCUCCAAGAAUCCAAGCCGUUGUUGACCCAAACAAGGUGAUGCCUGCCGUGGCCGUGGCCACCACAAGCAGCAGCGUGGAGGUGGAGCGAAAAUGGGAGGAGGUCAAGAACUUCCUGGAGGGUCCAGACACUGCCUCCCAGCAGAGCAAGCCUGAACUGCAGAGUGUGAAGACAGAGGAGCACAACUACUCCAUGUUUGCUGGAGAGAGUGGCACUGCUGGUGACGUUUAUGAACCAAAGGAGGAGGACAUGGACUCAGACCAUGAUGAGGGGUUUGACAGCGACCAGGGCAGUGAGGAGGAAGAGGAGGGUGACGACAACUCAGGGGACUCUAUGUCUGAGCCAGGUACUCCUACGCUGGACGGCUGCUCCCCGAGCGGAACAGGCAGGAAGCGUCAGCGGUUCUUCUGGGAGUACGGGGAGCACCACCAGCCCGUGCCGCGCACCAUCAAGGAGAAAAUCAAGGACGAGAGCAAGGUCAUUGACCCCGACACUCCUGCCAACCUCCACUUACAGGAGAAGUCUGAGGUGUUUAACCCAGCGCUGACUAAGGGGGCAUCUAAGAAGAUUCGCCGUGGUGACACGGAGGACUUGACACCGAACCCCAGGAAGCUGAUCCUGAUUGGAGAGGAGCUGCGCAAGCUCAACAAGACCAUCAAUGAGCUGACUCCGGUCAGCGAGCUGCCCCUCAGUGUGCGGCCCAAGAGCCGCAAGGAGAAGAACAAGUUGGCCUCCAGGGCCUGCAGACUGAAGAAGAAGGCUCAGCAUGAAGCUAACAAGAUCAAAUUACAAGGCUUGGAGAGUGAAUAUGGAAAGCUGUGCACAGCCCUGAAGGCGAUCAAAAGGGAGAUGGCUCAGACUGUGGGCAGCGAGGAGAGACAGGACGGAGAGCUGGCCUACAGGGUGGACAAGAUCCUCAAGACAGUCAUGGGGAAAAAUCCAAUGGUUGCUGGUCAUACGGGAGAAUUCGUGAACCGCGUGCUUGAUUCUGCACAGGUGGGCGACCGGCGCAACCUGCUCGUGACUCUGGGCGACGCCUGUCUGUAAUUCACGCACAUUAAAUGGUUGCCAUGGCAACAGCAAUAGACUUUGGCCCCGCGGUCGGUGGAAAAUGUUUGGUGACAGGAUCUCAGCAGGACUCACCGCUACACAAGUCCUGGCAUGACUUUACUGUAAAUAUUUAUGACACCAGAAACUACAGGAACGAAUAGUGACAGGAUUGCUAAAUAGUGUAAAAAUUGUAAGCUUGAGUAGCAAACAAGUAUAUCUACACUAAGCAAGGGUGCAUUGCCCUGUGGUGUUACAGUACUACUACAGUUGGGUAGACUAUCCAAGCAUGCACUGAGGAGAAUUGUACAGGUAAUUAUGUCAGCUGCCUGCUUAUUCUAUGGAGAAGAGCCCCACAUAAUGUAAGAUAGUCAUUGCCACACUUACUUUAGUGUAUCUAUUUCUGCACUUCUAUACAUUAAGAGAUGUGGACAUGAUAACCUUAGUACAUACCAGUAUGUAAAAAGAAAACUACCUGAAAAUUGAUAUCUGUAUAGUGCAUACAUACAUAUAUAAAUGUAUAAUAUACACUCGACUAAACUGUGUGAUGUUUAAGUUAGUGUUAUGUUUGAUUUAUUUCAUGCUACUGAUUUGUACAAAGAAUACUUAAAAGUUAAGAUUAGGGUGACCUUGGGUAACCUUGAGUUGACGACUUGUAUUGUUAUGGUUGCCUGGUAAAUGAAAUGUGUUUUCUUCUAGUCUUCUCCAAUAAGGAAUGUGCACAUAAAAUACAUAUUUAUCUUAAAUCACUUCUAUUGUACUCAACGAGAGAAAGGGAAGGAGAGGAAGAUGAGGUUGUGAUGAUACAUGUACGGUGCUGCUAUUGAGGAAGUAACUUGAUUUGUACAAAGUUGAAAAUGUGUCUACCAUAUGUAUGUUAUUGUACUAGACGGCUGGCCCACUACAAUAUUUCUAUACGGGUAGAGAAAAAGCUCUAACUACUGUAGCAUCAAAAUUAUUUAACAGUUACAGGUAUUUAGUAUCAGCAAGUGUGAUACAACUUUGUUGUGAAGAUAUUUGUACAGGAGAUGUGUAAAUAUAUAUAGAGGUGUACAGAAAGUAGCAGAAAGGGGAGAGCAAAGACUUCUAAAUACUUCCUCGGGUCUUCAGUAUCUCUGGUAUCAGGUACAAGACAACCCCCCGCUGUGACUACAAAGGAGUCAUAUUUGAGAUGGAAUAUUUUCAGACUGGACAAUUCAUUCUUGUACAUAGUGAUACCUUCCCAAAUGUUUUUUCAGAGAGAAUAGGCAGAAAUUAACUUAUAUAUUUUACUUCGGAAAAUGAUAUAUCUAUCUUUCACAAACUAGCCUUCAGAAAUGAUGCCGAUCAAUGCAAGUCUGGACAAAUUCCUGAUGUAUCUCCUUGAAGCUGUGUUCAGAAUGGUUACAUGUUAGACUACGGCCGGUUCCAAGGCUGAAAAACUCCACAAACUUUGGUUGUUAUGAUUCAUUCGGUACUCAAGUAAUCCAGCUUCAGCUAUAUUUUGAGUAUCAUUCAUAAACUAUGGUUGUUUCAAGUACAUUAAUUGCAAAGUAUUAAAUCAAAUACAAAUUUCAAAUUCUUUAUCAUAUCCUAGCCCAUGGUAUUUUAGGCUCAGUUUCACCAGUCUGUCAGUUGAAAUUGAUUCUUCUCACAUUUAUGUAUUGCUGGCAGAACUUGAUCAACGACAAUGUAUGAAGUAUUGGAUGCUGCUUCAAGGAUAUACUCUAGUCUUCAUGGAAUGCAAAAAUCAAUGUGUAGAACCCCUUCAUGGUGUGAGCUUCCCGGAGAAGUGAGCCAGGCCUUCAUGUAAGGAGGUUGAAGUCUGUAAUGUGGUGGUACUGAGCUUAGGAGUUGCUGCAAGGGGGUGGUGGAGGUGUUGGGCCUAAGGAAUAAAUGUUGUGUUUCCCAAUUAGCCCUAGGAAAAGCUGCUGACCCUAGCCUUUUCUUUAGGUUAACCACUGACAAGGCCAUAAAACUUUGGAUCUGACAUAUGAAUUUUAAAAGUAUGAAAUGUUAUGCAUUUUCCUAAAGAAAAUUUCUAUUGAUUAUAUUUGGAAUAUUUGUCCCUUCCCCACAAGAACAUUGACAGGUCCUUGAGAUAGACCAGAUGCAUCAGUUUCACAUGUACAGCCAUAUUUGAUUGAUAACUUCUCAAUCAGCCAAAAUCUAGAAAAAAAAAGAAUACCCACCUGUCCAAUUCUUUUUCCAGGACUGAUAUUGGAAAAACAACAUUUUUAUCUAGGCCUUGUUGUUUUGAAACAUACAUUAACCUUUCUGCAGGGAAGAGCUAGUCUUUUGACACAAUGUGAGCGGGCAGUUUAUCUUCAUUAAUGUAUUUGGUUAUUUGUGGGUAAACAUUUGUAUAUUAGGCUGUAUUGAGCUUUAUGCUUGGAAAAGAGGAAGGCUUUCUGGUCCAGCCAAUGCUCUACAAGUUUUGCUAAAAAAAUUUGCUUUGAAAAUGGAUGAUGUUACCAGCUUUUUUUGCUCAUGUCCCAGCUCAGUCUUAUUUUUUCCCUGUAACAUCAGGAGAUGGUCCAUGAGUUGGGGGCAUGCAAGAGAAAAAAACAGUAUAAACAGUGCCUAGGACCUUCUAUCUCAACAAAAUAGUUAAAAUUUAGUAAACUGUGCUAGAGAGCACUUCAUAGCAAGAGCAAUCUUAUUAUUGAACAGAGAUCCCACAAAAUGAACUGCAUAAUUACAUAGGCUAGUGCCACCUAACAAAUGCAGCGGAUGGCUAGACAUGAAUUUAUUUUCUGAACUGUGAUCAAAUAGUUUCCCAAACGAAAAUGUUCUCAACAGAUUGACAUUGCCAAAUUUUUUAUCAAACAUGAAAGUUAUGUUACUAUUUUUGAAAAAAAAUAUUAUUUUGGCUGGCACCAAAUAGCCACGCUUCCCAAGUUGGACUGGACUGAAACCAUAGUGCACAAGACCAGGCUAGCCUCCCCACUUACCACAGUAACCCUUGUAGCAAACCUGAAACUGUCGACAUGUCAUCAGAAUGCAGAAAUAUGUAGAUGUGUCAUCAGAAACACAAGCAAUUCCAAGACAAAAGUGUGAAGAAAGUAAACUAUUCAGACACCAUGUUUUAUUUAUCUAAGCCUUUGAUGAUGUCUUAGUCACAACAUAGAGGCAUGCACGCCUAAAUAAUAUGUGGGGUUCUUUGAAAAUGGUUGCCACGGCUUCUUCAACCCUGUAUGAUGCUGUUUGUUUACAAGCUCUGGUAUCUAAUAAAGAAUGACUUCAGGAA
Messenger RNA from Branchiostoma belcheri (Belcher's lancelet), 5560 nucleotides. RefSeq names its product CREB3 regulatory factor-like. Gene Ontology annotation, cellular component: nucleus. The transcript has 8 exons. Gene Ontology annotation, biological process: regulation of transcription by RNA polymerase II; response to unfolded protein. Gene Ontology annotation, molecular function: DNA-binding transcription factor activity, RNA polymerase II-specific; RNA polymerase II transcription regulatory region sequence-specific DNA binding. The coding region runs from base 499 to 2331 and encodes 610 amino acids. NCBI's taxonomy places the organism in Eukaryota, Metazoa, Chordata, Leptocardii, Amphioxiformes, Branchiostomatidae. The record is from RefSeq and is a predicted model, not a curated record.